Molecule: messenger RNA, 1154 nt
Organism: Brachypodium distachyon (stiff brome)
Lineage: Eukaryota; Viridiplantae; Streptophyta; Magnoliopsida; Poales; Poaceae
Exons: 2
Coding region: 168-836 (222 amino acids)
Biological process (GO): intracellular protein transport; endoplasmic reticulum to Golgi vesicle-mediated transport
Cellular component (GO): endoplasmic reticulum membrane; endoplasmic reticulum
Source: RefSeq, a predicted model, not a curated record
CUCCUAAACCAUUUCCACGGAGGUUUUGCACUUUUGCUGCCUUCCGUUCCCCGUUCGUGUCUUCUGAGUUCCCAAAUCCAGAUUUGAAGAAAAGAAAACAAACCGAAAUUUCCGAUCAAGCCCCCCUCGAUCCCAUCGAAUCCAACCAAAGGGAGGCAGCGGCAGCGAUGAUCCAGCUGCUGUUCGUGGUGCUCGUGGCGGAGGCGGCCGUGGCGGUGACGCUGCUCUUCAAGACGCCGCUGCGGAAGCUCGCCGUGCUGGGCCUCGACCGCCUCAAGCGCGGCCGCCGCGCGCCCGUCGCCGUCAAGACCGUCGCCGGCGUCGUCCUGACCCUCCUCGCCUCCACGCUCUACAGCAUGGCCGAGAUCAGCGGCCGCACCGGGGACCCCGAGUCCGGAGGGGGCGGCGCCCUCUCGCCCACCGACCAGGUCCUCUUCUCGCGUCAUCUCCUCGAGGCGUCCCUCAUGGGGUACUCCUUGUUUCUUGCUCUGAUUAUUGAUCGGCUCCACCAGUACAUCAGAGAACUACGUGGGUUAAAGAAGAACGUAGAGGCUGUAUCAAAGCAGAAUAAAAUGUUAGAGGAAACAAAGCAUGGAAGAAACGAGGAGACAAUCAAAUAUCAGGAAGAGAUCGCCACUCUGAAUGAGGAGAUGAAGAAACUGAAGCUACAAGUUCAAGAAAAGACUGAGGAGGUCCAUGUUGCUGAGGACAAGGCGCUUGCUAUUCGAAAACAAUCUGAAAACUUGCUGCUGGAAUAUGACCGUCUCCUGGAGGACAACCAGCAUCUACGGGAGCAGCUGCAGUCAAUUGAUCUCAGGCUCAACAAUUCUUCUUGAGAGAAGAAUAUUCAAGUAUAACAUUAUCUUAUCAUGAACCAACUUCUGUUGCAGGAAAUCAUCCGUUUCACUUCUGGUUCAGAUUCAAGUUUACUACUCUUUCCAUAGGAGUUAAUACCCAAAGAACAUGCUAAUUUAUUAAUGCCUCACUUAUCGGUUUUGCCAUCUUUACUUAGCCAUAUGUUGCAACAUAUAGUGUUUUGCAGUUAGGUUUGUUACCAUUGUUAUAAUGGUGCAAACUUAUGUUUUUACUAGCUAAAUGCACGUGAUUUGCUACCUAAUUAGUAUUAUUAUUUUGCAUAAGUUGUUAAAUGCUCU